AUGCAGCGCGCCGCCAGCUGCGGACGCCCCCGGAUGUACGGUGGCCACCUCCGCGCCACAUCCCCUCCGGCCUCCGCCCUCUCGGCUCCGGCCUGGCUGGGAGCGACUUUGAUGAAGACCUGUUUUAUAUUAGACUUUUCCUCAGCAUUAACUUUCACAUUUUUUUUUUCUUUGUGGCUAAUAGAACAUUCCAGUGUACCAGUAGAAAAAAAUAUCACUUUAGAAAGGUCUUCUAAUAUAGAACUCACAUGCCAAUUCAUAACAUCUGAGGACUUGAAUGCAGUAAACGUGACUUGGAAAAAAGAUAAUGAAGUACUUGAGAAUAAUUCCCUCAUCAAUGCAAUGUUAAACAUCCUAUAUACCCAAUACAAGUUCACAGUCAUUAAUAGCAACCAAAUGGGAAGUUAUUCUUAUUUCUUUGGAGAAAAAAAAGAACACAGGGGCACAUUUCAUUUCAAAGUCCCUGGAGAAGGACAUCAUAAACUUGUGAUAAUGAACAUCAUUAUAUAUAUGGGGGAUUCUACUAUCUUGAGUAGUAAAUGUGAAGAACGUUUUCCUUUAAACUGGACCUGGUACUGUAGGAAUGGGAGUUUACAGUUAAGAUUAAAUGUCCCUGUUGACAUUCAAAUGAAUAGUAAGUUCUAUGUGAUAAUAGAACAUAUGGUAAUGAACAAACUCAAGAUAAUGCAACUUUCAGAGGAAGAUCGGGGAUCUUACUGAUGCCAUGCAGUCUUCCAAUUAGGCAAGAGUGAAAUUCUCAUUGAACUUGUAGCGCUGAGCUAUUUGGUGCCCCUUAAACCAUUUCUUGCAAUAGUUGCUGAGGUUAUUCUUUUAGUGGCUAUUAUUCUGCUUUUUGAAACGUAUAUCCAAAAGACUAAGAAUCACCCAGGUGAUGGAAAAGCAUUUGAACGAAUUGAACAGCUGAAAUCAGAUGAUAGCAGUAAUGGUAUAGAAAAUAAUGCCCCCUUGCACAGAAAAAAUCCAGUUACCUCCAAAUGCUACUCCAAAUAA
Messenger RNA from Trichechus manatus latirostris (Florida manatee), 1011 nucleotides. Its product is annotated as embigin. The record is from RefSeq and is a predicted model, not a curated record. NCBI's taxonomy places the organism in Eukaryota, Metazoa, Chordata, Mammalia, Sirenia, Trichechidae.